AGAUGCCAUGCAUAUUGGGUAGAGAGAGUAGAAAAGGAGGAAGACCCUCUCUCUGUUUUCUCCUUUCAACUAUUGUGUUCUUGUUCUGUUCCUUAGACAGAGAAGGGAAGAAGAGAGAUGGAUUGUUCAAUUUGCAGUCCUGUCUCCCAUAUACUGAGGCCUCCAAGGAAUUCUAUAUGUCAAGCAUGUUAUGAUGGAGCCAAAAGCAUGAUUGCUUUCUUAAACAAACAGGAACCCAAUGGAGAUGUUGAUAAUAAGUGUAAUAUUUCUGAUCCUCCUCAAUCCAAUUCUUCUAAGGGGAUUGGUAAUGCCUUGAAGUGGGUGAAGGAAAUGAAAGAGAGAGAAGAAGGGUUGAACGAAAAGUUGAGCUUUCUUAGUGGAUUAGUGGCUGUGUUUAAAUAUGGAACUCACGCUGACAUUCAGGUCAAGGCAGGCAAUGGAUCCUCCAUCCUUGCACAUAGAGCUCUUCUGGCAGCAAGGUCAGACAUAUUGAAGAACAUGUUAGAAACAGAUGGAUGCAAAGCUCCACCAGCAAAUGAAACAAUCUCUCUACCAGAGUUGAACCAUGAAGAGCUUGAAUCACUCCUGGAGUUCCUCUACAGUGGAAGUUUACCCAAAGAGAAAUUAGACAAACAUGUCUAUUCCUUAUCAGUUGCAGCUGACAAAUACGAAAUUCAUUUCCUCCAAAAAUUUUGUGAGAAUCGGAUGCUCGACUCCUUUGAUUCAUCAAAUGCUCUUAAUGUUCUUGAAAUCUCAGAUGUUUGUUCUAACACAAAAUUAAAGGAGGCCUCCAUGGAUUUUAUAAUUAAACACACGGAGGAGAUAGUCUUCUCAACUAGCUUUGAUACAUUUUCCCACAAGAACCCUCAUUUAAGUGUACAAAUCACAAGAGCAUUAUUGAUGGACAUGAAGAAUAAAUGCCACAUUAAUUAAUAC
Macadamia integrifolia is the source of this 936-nucleotide messenger RNA. RefSeq names its product BTB/POZ domain-containing protein At3g56230. The coding region runs from base 118 to 933 and encodes 271 amino acids. The record is from RefSeq and is a predicted model, not a curated record. Gene Ontology annotation, molecular function: protein binding. The transcript has 3 exons. NCBI's taxonomy places the organism in Eukaryota, Viridiplantae, Streptophyta, Magnoliopsida, Proteales, Proteaceae.